GCUGUCACCGCUGCCACCACGUCACCCCGCAGGAAGGGGCCCUGGCGUCACCCCGGGGACAACACAGGGUUCGGGGGGGGGUGACACCCCGCCCGGAUGCCUGGGGGCCCCGAGAUAGCCGCUGCCGCGGCCGGAGGCGGCCCAGAGCUGGGAGCCACCGGGACGGGACACCGGGAUACUGGGACACUGGGACGCCGGGAUACUGGGACACCGGGACACCGGGACACCGAGACCAAGACAGGGAGACCAGGAACAACACCGGGAUACUGGGACUGACACCAGGACCAGGAGUGGGAUACUGGGACUGAUACUGGAAUACUGGGACCGACACCAGGACUGGUACUGGGACAGCGGGACCGAUACUGGGACACCGGGACCAAAACCGGGACACCAGGACUGACACUGGGAUACUGGGACUGGGACCAGGACACCGGGACUGGGAGAAGGACCAACAUCAGGACACCGGGACCAAAACCAGUGCUGAUACUGGGAGAGCGGGACCAACACCGGGACUGAGACCAGGACUGACGCCGGGAUCGGGACCAACAGGAUGCGCGUGGCCCCAGUGGCCCUGGUGGCCCUGGCCUGGGUGGCCCUGGCGGGUGCUGGGACACCGGUGACAGGUCGGGUGGCCCGGCUGGUGACCGACUUUGGGCUGCGGCUCUUCCGGGAGGCGAUGGGACACCGAGGGGACACCAACGCCAUCUUCGCCCCCCACGGGGCCACCGCCAUGCUGGUGGCCCUCCAACUGGCCACCGCUGGACAUGGCCGUCACCAGCUUGAGACGGCCAUGGGCUUCAGCGUCAACGAUCCAGAGGUGGCGGCGGAGCUGCGGGUGCUGCGCCGGGCGCUGAGGGGACCCGGCCACCUCCUGGCGGUGGCCGAGGGACUUUUUGUGGGGCGGGGGGUGACGCUGACCCCCGGCUUCGUCUCCCGCUUCGUCCGUGCCCUGGGCCCCCGACGCCUGGCCAGGGUGGACUUCCAACGGGGGGAGGGUGCCCGCGCCCUCCUCGACGCCUGGGUGCAGGAGCAAACGCAGGGGCUGAUCCAGGGGCUGCUGCCCCCCGGCGCGGUGGGUGCCAACACCCGCCUGGUGUUGGCCAACGCCGUCUACUUCAAGGGUGCCUGGCUGAGCCCCUUCCCCCCCGCCGCCACCCGGCCCCGGCCCUUCCACAGGGGCGAUGGCACCGUCGUCACCGUCCCCAUGAUGGCACAGACGGCCAAGUUCAACUGCGGGGACUUCGAGACGCCGGAGGGUGUCCCCUACGAGGUGGUGGAGGUCCCCUACAGCGGGGAGGAGGUGGCCAUGCUGCUGGUGGCCCCCUUCUGGCGGGGCGUCCCCAUCGUCACCCUCACCCGCCUCCUGGACGCCCAACUUGUCACCACCUGGGUCACCAACAUGAGCCCCGCGCCCCGUGUCCUCGUCCUGCCCCGCUUCUCCCUGGAGACCACCUGGGACCUCCGAGCACCCCUGAAGUCCUUGGGGGUCCGCGCCCUCUUUGACCCCGACGCCGCCGACUUCACCCCACUCUCAGUUGAGGAGCCCCUUGUCCUGGGCCAAGCCCUGCAGAAGGUGAGGAUGGAAGUGACGGAGAACGGCACCCAGGUGGCAUCGGGCACCGCCGCCAUCGUCUACUCCCGCAUGGCGCCCCUGGAAAUCCUCCUGGAUCGGCCCUUCCUCUUCCUCCUGCGCCACAACCCCACUGGCGCCAUCCUCUUCGUGGGACAGGUGACGGAACCCUGAGCGCCCCACGGCGGGGUCGGCCCCACAGCGGGGUCGGCCACACGGCGGGUUGGGCCCUCCAUGGGGCCAUGUUGGGGCCAUGUGGGGCUGGGGAGAGCUGUAAUUUAUUGGAGAGAGUAAUAUAUUUGGGGGGGGGGGGGUGUCAACCCCCACGUCCUGGUGAUGAUGUCAUCCGUCGCGUCAUGGCGUUGGG
Chroicocephalus ridibundus (black-headed gull) is the source of this 1937-nucleotide messenger RNA. It is a transcript of the gene SERPINE1, whose product is annotated as serpin family E member 1. Bases 551 to 1744 code for a protein of 397 amino acids. Gene Ontology annotation, molecular function: serine-type endopeptidase inhibitor activity. The record is from RefSeq and is a predicted model, not a curated record. Gene Ontology annotation, biological process: negative regulation of plasminogen activation; negative regulation of vascular wound healing. The transcript is spliced from 10 exons. NCBI's taxonomy places the organism in Eukaryota, Metazoa, Chordata, Aves, Charadriiformes, Laridae.